UCUAGAAAUAAAGCAUGCACAUUGCAUGCACCAGAGCGAUCAGAUUCAGAGCAACUCUGGAGCAAGCUUCUCAUUCAUGUCUUUACUCUGCUGAAGUCCUCUUUCUAAGUUCUGCAGAAGACUGCGCUCAUGAGCUCUUGAAGAAGGAGGGCAAUGCUCUUGAAGAAGAGCAGAGCUGAAGCUUUUGCACCGAGUGGCACCCUUCAGCUCUGAAGGUGAUAUAGAAGUGUCAGCAUUGUACUCUUUUCAGACGUGAUCUCAUCAUCCAUUUUUCAAGUUGCAGCGAUGGCAUUUGCAAAUCUUGCAGGGCAGGAUUGAGCUUGGAACCUCGGUGCUGCUCGGGGCUUUCAGUAUAGCUUUUCUUAGCAUCAAUGCCUUUGAGAAGCCACUUUGGUUACUGCAGACUGCAAUCAAAUGGUGGCAAGCAUGGGGCAUGAAGCAGAAGCGCCCCCCCCGCUGGAAGAUUUGCCCCCACUUGAAGCACUGGCACCAUCUUUGAAUGCUUCCUUGGACUUUUUACCACCAUCGAUCGCUGCAACAGAAGAUACGAGAAAGUCAGGUCAAACAGAAGAUUCUCAAGGUGGAAAUGAAAGGACUCCAGCUGACAUGGAAAAUGCAAGCACCGCUGAGAAGGUGGAUGAUCUGCAUGUCAACAUCGUAACAGAGCCUUCCCAGCUGCCUCUGGAGUUCCUAGAGCCCAGCCAUGACCGGCAGGUGGCAAUUGGCUUCGAUUGUGAGGGGGUGUCUUUGUCCAGAGAAGGAAACUUGACACUCAUUCAGCUGGCCUUUCCAGACGCAAUCUACUUGGUGGACAUUUUGACGGGGGGCGCCCCGCUCAUCAAGGCCUGCAAGCUGGGGCUGGAGAGCCCCUACGUGACAAAGAUCAUCCACGACUGCAAGCGCGACAGCGAGGCCCUCUUCUUCCAGUUUGGCAUCAAGCUGCACGGCGUGUUCGACACGCAGAUCGCGUAUGCGCUGCUGGAGGAGCUCCAGGGCGCGCCACGUGUCAUCGACCAGACGUACAUUUCGUUCGUCAAGCUACUGGAGGACAAGCGAUACGGCGGCCGGAGCUACAAGGAGAAGUUGGACGUCCGCGCCAUGCUGCGAAAGGACGAGACCUUCUGGGCGAGGCGCCCCAUGACGGAGCAAAUGAAGCGGGUGGCGGCCGGCGACGUGCGGUACCUCCCAGAGCUGUGGGCGACCAUGAAUGCUCAACUGGACGUGUACGGGCGGUGGCAGCUGAGGGCACGUGGCGAGCUGUCCGCGCGCUGCUUCUGCAUAGGCCACGGGAACAGCAAGGAGAGCGACUGGCCGCCCGUGCCGCCCAUGCCAGACCACGAGUCGUACGACAAGCGGCCGUACGAAGAGGCGCUGGUGGUUGUGGAGGUGCCAGCUGGCAAGAUGGGGCGCGUCAUCGGGAGGAAGGGCGAGGCCAUCGUCGCGCUCAAGAAGUCGGUCGAAGCGGACAUCUUCACGGGCGGGAUACGAGGGCCGCCUGACAAGAUCUUCUUGAUCGGCCCCGUGAACGAGGUGAAAAAGGGGGAGGCCAUCAUACGAGGCCACUUCAUUUCCCGCCCUCGCCAGUUCCGUGAAGGAAAGGACGAAAUCGUGCGACCGGAAGAAGGCGAGACGGUAGGUUCACAUCACUAGCGCCAAGGCGUACGAAAUAGACGUGAUGAUAUUUCUAUGUACUUGACCACCUCCUAUGAGGAAGAGCUGCGUCACAACGAGUCAUGAGCAAACUCUAACCCUGGCAGUAAUGUGGAGAAUACGCCUUGCAAUUGAUAGCGAUCAAGAGUGGCAGUGCAUGCGGCACCAGCAAGUUACAUGAUCAUGUAAGUUGGAAAAACAGGGAUCAAUCGAGCAAUAUGAUCAUGUGAUCCGGGCCGAUAGACCUCCAACACACCAACAAACGCAGAUGGACCUGAAAGUACAGCGCAUCAGGUCUUGAUGAACCGGCUCAGCGGCUAGUCGCUCAGUGUGCUCUUGUCGUCAACACGUACUUGAACUUAG
Klebsormidium nitens is the source of this 2013-nucleotide messenger RNA. The record is from the annotation of a GenBank genome assembly. Lineage: Eukaryota; Viridiplantae; Streptophyta; Klebsormidiophyceae; Klebsormidiales; Klebsormidiaceae.